Molecule: messenger RNA, 5873 nt
Organism: Gadus morhua (Atlantic cod)
Lineage: Eukaryota; Metazoa; Chordata; Actinopteri; Gadiformes; Gadidae
Gene: lonrf4
Product: LON peptidase N-terminal domain and ring finger 4
Exons: 13
Coding region: 412-2202 (596 amino acids)
Molecular function (GO): protein binding; ubiquitin protein ligase activity
Source: RefSeq, a predicted model, not a curated record
UCUAGUGUCACAUGACCUUUAUUUACGUAACGUAAUGGUUACGGAGUGUCUAACCUAGUCCUGCGGUUGUCGGUAGAUUUCAAGCGUACUAUAAACAAACAGACUUUCCAUUUAACAGAGCAAAUCUUAAGCUGUAUUUAGUCAUUUGUGCUUUGUGGAGUGCAUGUGGAUCGGAACAACGAGGUGGGGGGGAGGGCUCGGGUUUUUAUACUCCGCUCAGUGGAGGCAGCUGUAACGUAUACAUAACCAGAGACGCACCGUGUGAUCAGGAAUGGAUAUCGUUGAUGCAUUUAUCUGCAAGUAAAGCCAAAGUUAGACUAAAAGGUAAAGGCCAGUUUCCGGGCGCCAGGACCUAAAGAGUGGAGUUAAUAUAAGCGGCGGAGCUUUUGUUGAGUGAUCCAAAAAAGAGCCAUGGACCUGCUGGACUGCCCGGUGUGUGAGCUGAUCCUGUGUGAACCUGCGACCCUGUCCUGCGGCCACUCGAUUUGUCGCAGAUGCGUCGGGUACCUCCCGUCCAAAUGCCCUUUAUGCAAGGAGAGACUGAAGCAAAGAGAUACACAAAGCACCAAAAACAACGUGUUGUUGAUCGGCGUAGUUGAAAAGUGCUAUCCCCAAGAGACGAGGAUGAAGCGCAGCAUUCUGGAGAAGCUUAGAGCCAACGAAUUCACGGAGGUUUUGAGGAUCGCAGGCGAGGCUAUGUAUUUAGCUCCAGAAGAUCUGUCUUUCAAGCUGUACAGAGCAGAAGCACAUUCAGGGCUGAAACGCUACUCGGAUGCUCUCAGUGACCUGAGUGAUCUCUGCUCCCUCCACCCUGAAUGGAUUGAGGCCUUUCUGCUCAAAGGGAAUACACUGCAGGAGAUGGGCCGUCACACUGAAGCUCUGGCCCAGUUUCACCACUGCCUCACGAUCCGGGCUGACUUUAGCCCCGCCAAGAGCCAGAUUAGAAAGAUACUGACAGCAGAGGGGGUGACGGUGCCGGAAGAGCAGCAGCAUAUUCUGCCCUUUCUGUCCGAGUAUCUGAAAGAAGCCGGAGGCUCCCAGGGGUCCCUGAACUUGGACGGGGGGCCGGGCGGCCGUGGGCAGCGCACCGACAGGAGAUCCACGGGACGGGUACGGUGCAUGAGGAGGGUUGUGGGUUCCAGGGUGAUGGCCGACAGCGGUACAGAGUGCUGUCUUAGCCUCUGCCAAGCUGUCUCUUUCCUGCCAAAGCCUGAUGAGGACGAUGACACCCUGAUGAUGGUGAGGAAGGACGAUGCUCUGGGGAGAGGUUGUCGUGGCAAAGGGCGAGAGAAGAGCUUUUCUGUACUCUCCGUGAGCGACUUUGAGUGUCCUCUGUGCAUCAGGCUGUUCCACGAGCCAGUCACCACCCCCUGCGGCCACACCUUCUGCAAGAACUGUGUGAAGAGGAGUCUGGACCACAACCUCCGCUGUCCUCUGUGCAAGCAGCCCCUGCAAGAGUAUUUUGAGGAGAGGAAGUUCAGCAGCACGGUGCUACUCCAGGACAUCAUGGCACACCUCUUCCCCUCCCAGCUGGCUGAGAGGAAACGCAUAGACGACGCAGAACUGGCUGAACUUUCCAACCUCACCAAGGACAUCCCCAUCUUCGUGUGCACGGUGGCCUACCCCGGCGUGCGCUGCCCGCUGCACAUCUUCGAGCCGCGCUACCGGCUGAUGAUGCGCCGCUGCAUGGAGACGGGCACCAAGAAGUUUGGCAUGUGCAGCUAUGACCACAGCAAGGGGUUCGCGGACUACGGCUGCAUCCUGGAGAUCCACGCCCUGAAGCUGCUCCCUGAUGGUCGCUCCUUCGUGGACGCGCUGGGCAUGAGCCGCUUCAGGGUGCUGAAGAGGGGGCAGAGAGAUGGCUACCAGACGGCCGACAUAGAGUACCUGGAGGACAUCAAGGUGGAAGGGCCCGAGCUGGAUCUGCUGCAGGGUCUCCAUGACGACGUGUACCAGGAGUCCCUGAAGUGGUACCAGGGCAUUGGCGAACACAUCCGGGAGCGCAUCAACGCGCAGUACGGAGCCAUGCCCGAGAAGGAGGACAACAUCCAGACGUCUUCAGACGGGCCGGCCUGGUGCUGGUGGGUUCUGUCGGUGCUCCAGCUUGACUCUGCCUACCAGACCACCAUCCUGUCCCUUCCCGCCCUCAAAGACCGUCUUGGACACCUGCGCCGCGCACUCGAGUACUUCUCCCAGAGCUAGCUCGGCCCGCCGCCGCAUGGUCGGAGAGCUAUACGAUGCCAGGUUAAAUAUGCUAAUUUCCUUCUUUUUUUUUAAGCAUUACUCUUUUGGACAUGCUCACACCGAUACAUUUCGCUACCUAGAGGCACCACAGUUGCAAUGCUGGGCUAUUUGUGGACUUUCACAUGCAAAAUAACAUGGAUAUAGGGACUUGUUUGUUUACGUGGUGAGUUGAGGUUUAAGAUUAGCUUGAUCAUUUUGUUUAGAUGAGAUAUUAUUAUUAUUAUAUAUACAAAACGCUGCUCUACAUAUAUUUUAAUGUUUGAUUUAUAAUUUUGGCACAAGACACACUACUUAUUGUUUUUUUCUAAUGGAGCAGCCCAUUUUAGUUUCCCUGAACAAUUAGAUAUUGAUAAAUAGGCCAAAGACAUGUUUGUUUCAUCUGGCAUUCAUGGUGAAAAAGUGGAUGUUGAUGGAUACCAGCUCCAUUUAAUCGAUAGUUUGGGAAUGCCACUAGGGGGCGUUGUUCUAUAAAGCCAUAAUAUGAUGGCAAAUAGACUACGCCCUAUUACACAGUUCUUAUGCAGACCAAUUGCAGAGCAGUAUGAGGGACCCUGCCCUUAUUACCCACCUUCUUUUUCUUUUAACAGUUUGUCAUCAAAUAAAAAACUUUCACAUCCCCUAAUGACAACCUGAUGAAUAAGAUGAUCUAAUGUGCCUGUUGCGAACAUUAAGUGUUUAUAUUGUGUUUAUAUUUCAUUAUGAUUCACGCUCAGGGCUGGACUGGCCAAUGGGCACACCGGGCACUUAAACGUAUCAUUUUGUAAAUGUAUUUCGCUGUCCACACGGCCCCUUAACACCAUUACAGGCCGAACCAGCCGAGGUCACAUCAUGGCCGUACGCAGACGGUCGCGGCCUCACCGUCGCAGCGCAGCCAUGCCGUAGCCUUCCUAGUUCUCCCAUCGGCCCACAGUCGUUUUGGAUGCUGUCUAAAUAAGGCGGACCAGAUCCGUUGCAUUUCGUCCUUAUCAUAACACAUGGAAGGUUGACAGUGGUGUAAGUAGGUCAUUAAACAUAUAAGAAAUAAAUAUUGGUCAAAUUCUACUUUUAUCACAUUUAUGAUUCCAUCACCAGAACAUUUCUAAAAUUUUGUUUUAUUUCGAUCAACAUGAAUCUCCCGAGUCCGAGAGCACAUGCAGUGAUUCAAAUCUUAGUGGCCCAAGGGUCGCCAACUGCAAAGCCAACACUGUUCUGUGGGACCGUGGCCGGUUCAGGUUCAGGUCCAGUCUGGCUCCAAAUGUCCCAGGGCUAGUGGUGAGUGCUGAUCAUCCACCAGGUCGCUCAUCCUUCUGUUUGGCAAAAAACUGCUUAAUUUCUAUGUUCAUUUUGUUAUGGUCGGGGUGAGGAUUAGUGGUUAUGAAUAUUAGGAACGGCUGUAAAUAAUUAUGUUUUACUUCAAGUACAGAAAUUAAAACAUAAAUGCCUUCAGCUUGCUGUUGCGACCCCAACAGUAGCCCCCAAAAAACCUGCCGUAACUAAAGCUCUCUCCAAGGUUUCCUGGCAGUCCUGGAUAUAAGAUCAUACGUGAGAGGGGUGUGGGUAAUUGCUGGCCAAAAAAAGACAUGCCCUUCAGACAGAUGCUGCCAAAUUUGCCAAACUGUGUGAUAUGUUUUUUGCAAACUUUAGCAAAGUGGGACACGAGUGCUGAAGAACUUAAUCGGGGCAGGUUCCUCCAGGCACAUCAAAAAACAUGUGCAGAGGAAGAAAAAAACAGGCCUGGCAUUUGGCCUGGACUUGUCCACCUUGGGCUGGGCCGGUCUAGGCCAGAUGCCAGGGCUGUUUUUUUUUUUUUCCUAGUUCAGCCCUUUUCAUGCUAUCCCAUAUAAAUGCCUGAUCCUGAACUGGGUGAAAUGACUCUUUAAAGACAACCAUAUAUCAGCCUAUCCGAGGUGAAUCGUGUAAAGCCACUGCAUGUGCUGCAACAGGUUGAAGACAAGACUAAAUUAUUAUUAUUAUAUGUUCUGAAUUGUAAGGCACUGAAUGCUGUACAUACACCCAAUGUGUACGCAUACGCUUAGUAUGGUUGAUAUUUUAUGGCUACCAAAUCGAAUCUAAUGACGGCUGAAAGACAUGGAUGGGAGCUUCUUUAGAUUGACAUGCUACUUAUUUGAUUAUUUUCAUUAUUUAUCUUGUAUACGGCUACUUAAAGCAGUGUGUUAGACAAGCUUUUGGCUAGGUUAUAUUAUGGAGUGGUGAACCAACACUGUCUGAAGAAAAACAGUGGGGACUGGCUACCAACUCGUGUUUGAUAACCCAUUUUUCUUUUCUUUUUUUUACAAUAUAUGUGCCAUAUAUUCCUUAUAUUCACCUAACUAUUUAUAUUAUAUUGUUUAUGAGCAUUAUCAUGUAACAGUGUUCGGUUCAAAGUGUGUGUGUGUGCGUGCGUGUGUGUGUACAUCAUGCUCCAAUUCAAAACAGUAGUCGGAGCUGCAUGGUAAAUACUCAACAUUGGCAAACCUCACUAUUGUCUUAGUUCAAAGCCAACAUCAGAGUUGGCCGAUGGACAUCGUAUUGCUUUUAUUCAUUGAUCAAUGGAGAAGCCAUGGAACGCAUCUUUUAUUUUAAACAAUUACAGCCGAAGCCCUCUUCUAUCAACCGUAUAUAACCACUUGAAUUACUUGUCACGUAACCAUUGGCUGCCAUUGCAAGGGUAUAACCCAAGUCGUAAAAGGGAUUGACGCUCUUACAUAGUCAACACAGGUUCACUUGGGGUCUCCCUUCAAGAGGGGGAACAGGCCUUUGGAGGGUUCAUCUUUGGGUCCAUAAAACGCACAUAUUCUCAUGGCACUGGUGACUUCAAUCCUCCUCCAGAAUAACUCUAUUUUUGCACAGUGAAAAGCAAUUUUCACGUUACUUUCUUUUUGUACUUGUUCUGUGCUUUGCAAUGGACUUGUCCAUCUGUCACUCACUUAGUUAAACCCUUUUAAAUAAUGCAAAAAUCUUUUUGUAAAAAGUAAUUGUAGUCCAGUCCGGUGAAGCAGAGUAAGAGUUUCUUCCACUGAAGUGUCUAGUUUAAUCAAAGAUUAAUUAAAAGUAGAAACAUUUAUGUCCAUUAUUUAAAUUUCAACUUUUUAAUACCUUUCCAAAUACUUACUUUAAAUAAUUUUCCCUAGUGUUCCCAACGUGUAAUGUGAGCCAAGCGAACCCCUAUCGACUUGUGUUACUAAUUUCGAGCUUUCAAACGUCUAUAUAAUAACAUCAAAUUGGUGUGGUGUCAGGUAUGUGAGACUAAUCAAAGGUGCUAAGCAAAAACAUCAAUGUAUUUGGAAUAAAGGCGCAUAAAGUGAAGAAUAGAUUGAGUCCAGCUUGGGAACACAUGUUGGAUUUCUUGUGUAAGUGCUGGCGGUCUGUUGGUUAAGUCAGUUGGACUCCCAACACAUGUCAAUGAACAGGGAGUCAAAGGCAUUCAGACACAACAGGGGGAACCCUUGCAUUUACUAGUCUGUGUGACUGAGCCAUUCUGAGCCACUGAGCUAUGUUCGUCAUAUUUAGCCUUCUUAAGAUGACAAUGAUUAAUAAGGUGGAUAUUUGUGAUUGUUGUUUAUUUGUCAAUUUUGUUGAUGCUUUUUCUUGUAUCUGUUAUCCCUGCACAAUGUCAAAAAUUUGAAUGUAAUAAAGAAAAAUAAUAAUAA